AUGGCCAAGCUGGUAAGGACUUUGUCACAAAACCCAAAAUGUUACUUGCUUCAUCGAAUGACCUUUAUUCUUCUAAUAGCUCUCAUCAUGGCCUUCUUUGGCUAUUGUUACAUGAACCCAAGAAAACAGAGGGUGGAAAUCAUUCAGUCUGGGGCCAGCAUCGCUGUUAGAAAACUCCAUGACCUGCAAGGUGUAGAAUUACCAAGGAUGGUGUUAGCCCAGCCAGAUGUGCUAACACCCUCUAGGAAAGAUGUUCUUGUCAUGACUCCUUGGCUGGCUCCCAUCAUGUGGGACGGAACCUUCAACAUUGACAUCCUGAAUGAGCAGUUCCACCUCCAGAACACCACCAUUGGAUUGACUAUGUUUGCCAUAAAAUCAUACAUUGUCUUCCUGAAGCUGUUCCUGGAGACUGCGGAGAUGUACUUCAUGGUGGGACACAGGGUGAACUACUACAUAUUCACUGACAGGCCAGACUAUGUGCCUCAUCUCCACCUCCAAAAAGGAAGGCAAAUCAUCAUCCUCAAGGUCUGGAGCUAUGCUCGCUGGGAAGACAUCUCCAUGCACCGAAUGGAAAUGAUCAGCAAUUUCGCCAAGCAGCAAUUCCACCGGGAGGUAGAUUACCUUGUGUGUGCAGAUGUGGAUUUGAAGUUCAGUGACCAUGUGGGUGUGGAGAUCCUGUCCUCCUUGUUUGGCACCCUGCAUCUUAGCUUCUUUUUCCUCAGUCGGGAAAACUCCCUAGAACGCAGGCCUCAUUCACAAGCCCAUAUUCCUGAAGAUGAGGGAGACUUUUAUUACACAGGGGCCCUAUUUGGGGGGUCGGUGAUGGAGGUUUACAGACUCACCAAGACCUGCCACCAGGCAAUGAUGGUUGACCAAGCCAAUCAUAUCGAAGCUGUGUGGCACGAUGAGAGCCACCUGAACAAAUACCUGCUUCACCACAAACCCUCCAAGGUCCUCUCCCCUGAGUAUAUGUGGAGUGAGCAGUUAUGGACCUACAGCAUGAAAUACCAGGUAGGAGACUUGCCAAGCUCUAUAAAGAGGUUUAGAGUGAAUGUCUUGAAAAAGAAUCCAAGAGGGUCAAACUGA
Messenger RNA from Artibeus jamaicensis (Jamaican fruit-eating bat), 1086 nucleotides. It is a transcript of the gene ABO, whose product is annotated as ABO, alpha 1-3-N-acetylgalactosaminyltransferase and alpha 1-3-galactosyltransferase. Gene Ontology annotation, biological process: carbohydrate metabolic process. Gene Ontology annotation, cellular component: vesicle; Golgi apparatus; membrane. The record is from RefSeq and is a predicted model, not a curated record. Lineage: Eukaryota; Metazoa; Chordata; Mammalia; Chiroptera; Phyllostomidae. Gene Ontology annotation, molecular function: glycoprotein-fucosylgalactoside alpha-N-acetylgalactosaminyltransferase activity.